Messenger RNA from Zingiber officinale, 2609 nucleotides. RefSeq names its product zinc finger BED domain-containing protein RICESLEEPER 2-like. The record is from RefSeq and is a predicted model, not a curated record. The transcript has 3 exons. Gene Ontology annotation, molecular function: protein dimerization activity; DNA binding. Lineage: Eukaryota; Viridiplantae; Streptophyta; Magnoliopsida; Zingiberales; Zingiberaceae. The coding region runs from base 342 to 2378 and encodes 678 amino acids.
CAUCCGCUUUCUCCCUUGAAGCGAUUCGCUUCGCUUCCGCGCAAUUACCAUCCGAAACCGAAACCCUAAUCGCCCGCACGCCCUGUUCCUGCUGCUCGCCCUCUCGAGGAGCCUUCGAUUCGAUCGCCCCUCCUCAAGGGUCGCGCCUGUCUUCCCCCGGAGCUCCGAAUAGGGCUCCGACAAUUUUUACGCUUCGUCACGAUCCCGCAAGACUACGUUUUCGAGUCAAUCAACUUGUUUCUCUGGAUAUAAAGAAAUUGGCCUGCUUAUUGAUAUGAUGAGUUUGUGUAGUGGAGGCAGUUGUACUCAGCGAGGCGAUCGAUUAUAUCUCAUAAUCAACUAUGAUGGAUGCGAAUGACAACACUGAAAUUACUGUCCACAAUCCAAGAGCUCGGAAGUUGAGAUCCUUAGUUUGGAACGAUUUCACCAAGGAGAGAAGACCAGAUGGGAGUUAUGUUGCUAUAUGCAAUCAUUGCAAGAAGCAGCUCACAGCUAGCAGCAGGAGUGGUACUACCCAUCUAAAGAACCAUCUUGUUAUCUGCACGUCAACCAAGCGAGGUAAACGCAAGAAGCUGGUCGUUCGCCGCCUUGUACUUAAGUCUAACGAUGCCAAGAAUGAAGGUGGUAUGAGUUCCGAGCACUCCCAGUUUGAUCAGGAACUGAGCCGGCAAGAUCUUGCCCGCAUGGUCAUUCUGCAUGGUUACCCAUUCAACAUUGUUCAUCAUGUUGGUUUCAGGACCUUUGUUAGGAACCUUCAACCGCUGUUUAAAAUGGCGUCUGCUGAUAUUGUGAAAGCAGAUUGCAUGAAGAUAUAUGAGAAUGAGAGGCUCAGGUUGCAUGACAUGCUAGACAAACUACAUUCUCGAGUUAGCAUCACAGUCGAUAUGUGGAAAUCCAUUGCAGACAUGGACUAUGUGUGCUUGACCUGCCACUAUGUUGAUAAUGAUUGGAGACUUGAGAAGAAAAUUCUCAACUUCUUUCCUCUUGAGCCUUCUGAAGUGGGGCAGGAUGUGAGCAAAAUCAUAUUGGAGAGAUUGCGGGAAUGGAGUAUUGAUGGAAAGCUAUGUGCUGUAGUGCUAGACAAUUGUAGCACCAGUGAUUUGGUUGCGAAUGAGCUUAUAGAGUGCCUCCGUAUGAAAGGUUUUCUUAUUUCAGGUGGUGAUCUAUUUUCUACCCGGUCCUGUGGUCAUUUGUUGAAUCUCAUUGCUCACAAAAGUCUAGAAGUAGCGUGUGAAGUCAUUGAUAGAGUUCGUGUCGGUGUGCAAUUUGUAAAAACCUCACCCGAAAGGAAAUCCAGAUUUCAGAAAGAUACAGAUCAAAUAGGAAUCCCAGAAAAGCCAUUGGUUCUUGAUGCUCCAUCUAGUUGGCCGUCGACAUAUAUGAUGCUUGAAACUGCAUGUCAUUAUGAGGAGGCUUUCAAACACUUGGCAGAAAGUGAUCCGGACAAUGCAAGCUUUCUUUCGGCCAAGGAUUGGGAAGACGUUAGAGCGAUUGUUGAGUGUCUAGAUGUUCUUUACCAGGCUUUGGAGAAGUUCUCUUCCACAAGAAUUCCUACUGCAAAUCUGUACUUCAAUGACAUGUGUGGUAUUCAUUUUCUUUUAAAGACCUGGUACAAGAGUCCACAAUCUUUUGUUGCAUCUAUGGCUAAGGAGAUGCUUGAGAAAUUUGAACGAUAUUGGGACUUGAGUAGAAUGUUAAUGACAAUUGCAUCUGUUUUAGAUCCACGCUACAAGAUGAAGUCUGUCGAAUACUUCUUUAAGCAAAUUUGUGAUGAUGCAUUGGAAGCUAAAACAAGGAUUGACAAUGUUCGCGACAGCUUUAUAAAUCUGUACAAUGAGUAUGUGGGCCACUCUGCAAAUUCUUCAAAACUUCAAGCCUUUUAUGCCGGGAACGGUAGUGGCUAUAAUGGGAAUGAACAUGUAAAUGGUGGAGAAUAUAAGACAUCUCGAAUAACAUUAUCUGAUACACAGCGUGGAUUAGAUCAGUAUCUUAAAGAGACAUCCUCUGGUCAUCCAGCAAGAUCUGAUCUCGAUAUGUACUUGGAGGAGGCUGUUCAUCCUUCAAAAGGUCCUGAAGAUAAUUUUGAUAUCCUAGCGUGGUGGAAAUAUAAUGCUGCCAAAUAUCCAGUGCUUUCUAUGAUGGCUCGAGAUAUUAUGGGGAUUCCUAUAUCAGUUGUUCCAUUAGAUAAUGAAGCAAGAACUCUAAAUCAGUAUUUAAGUUCGACAGAUCCAAUGAUUAUAGAAUGUUUGAUAUGCUCUCAGGAUUGGAUAGGCGAUGAAACAGAUGUGUCACCUGUGGAUGCUCUAGCAGUUGUUCCUUCCACAACUCUCUUGGAGACCAACGGUGAUGAAUGCAUGCUACCUGCUAGUGGUGACUGAGACUACUAAAUUUGCUGUUGAUUUCUAGCAUCUGUGUUGCCUUUCUGGAGCUGGAGAUGCUUGCCCUUUGCAUGAACAGCCAUUCUGGCACUUAAAUUUAGCCUUUUGGAAUUAUAUGUAACAUUUCUUAUCCCCUAUGAUAACAUCUUCAUUGUAUAGAAACUGUGUAAUUCACAGUGAAUAUAGGGCAGUGAUGUGUCAUGUGCACAAAAUUAAUAAAGCAAAAAAAAU